AUUUAACUCAACUCUAUCCACCACUCGGAUUUGGCCCGCUUUGAAACCUCCCGCGAAGCCGUUGAGCAAAAUAGCAUUCGGAUAAGAGAGAGAGAAAAGCAACAACAAUGGCAACUCUCCAACUCUUCACUGAUUGCUCCAACGCAAUAACUGCACUGAGACCAUCUUUGAACUCUCUCUUCACUAGUCCUCGUCGUUACAGGACCUCCCGAACUCGCAUUCUUCUGAGAGCCUCUCUCGAUCAAAACCCAAACCCAUCUCGCAAUCGCCGACAUUUCAUCGCCGAAACCGCCGCUGUUUCGUUGUCUCUCUCUCCUCUGCUCGGUUUCGAGCGGCCGGCCAAAGCCGAAGAACCUCUCUCCGAAUGGGAGAGGGUUUACCUCCCCAUAGAUCCUGGUGUGGUUCUCCUUGACAUCGCUUUCGUUCCUGAUGACUCCAGUCAUGGCUUUCUGUUGGGGACGAGGCAAACUAUAUUGGAGACAAAAGAUGGAGGGAACACAUGGGCUCCACGUUCAAUACCCUCUGCUGAAGACGAAGACUUUAACUACAGGUUUAAUUCUAUCAGCUUCAGAGGAAAGGAAGGAUGGAUUGUUGGAAAACCUUCAAUUUUGUUGUACACUGACGAUGCCGGAGAAAGCUGGGGGAGGAUACCAUUAAGUUCUCAACUUCCCGGUGAUAUUGUAUAUAUAAAGGCAACUGGAGAGAAGAGUGCAGAGAUGGUAACCGAUGAAGGAGCUAUUUAUGUUACAUCAAACAGAGGCUACAACUGGAGAGCUGCUGUACAGGAGACUGUUUCUGCUACUCUUAAUCGAACAGUUUCAAGUGGUAUUAGUGGUGCUAGUUACUAUACAGGCACUUUCAAUACUGUUAAUCGCUCCCCCGAAGGAAAUUAUGUUGCUGUUUCAAGCCGCGGCAACUUCUACUUGACUUGGGAGCCAGGACAAGCAUUUUGGCAGCCACAUAACCGGGCAGUUGCAAGAAGAAUUCAGAACAUGGGAUGGAGAGCUGAUGGUGGUCUUUGGCUUCUUGUACGUGGUGGGGGACUUUAUCUCAGCAAAGGCACAGGGAUAACGGAGGAGUUUGAAGAAAUUCCAGUACAAAGUCGUGGAUUUGGCAUUCUUGAUGUGGGGUAUCGUUCUAAGGAAGAGGCUUGGGCAGCUGGGGGCAGUGGGAUUCUGCUGAGAACCACCAAUGGUGGCAAGACAUGGAUUCGUGACAAAGCAGCUGAUAAUAUUGCUGCCAAUCUCUAUUCAGUAAAGUUUAUCAAUGGUGAAAAAGGUUUUGUGCUAGGAAAUGAUGGAGUCUUGCUUCGCUAUCUUGGGUAGAUUAACAUGGUUUAUCGACGACACAUGCAAUUUUGUACCAAAGAAACAGUGUGAUAUGCUGCCAUCUAAAACAAUGAGACAGUAAAGAGUUUUAAAUUUCAGUGAUGUAACGAUUUUAAUUCCUAUUGUAAGUGCCAAGUAACCUUUGUAUUAUAUUUUUAAUUCUUUCAAUUCUUUGCUAUGUAAGUACUACAUUGAAGGUGAAUUUUCCCAUCGAACCAAGAUUUGCUGAGUCUGAUGGGAUAUAUUGGUAUGCUGAAUAUAGUUUUGAGUUUUGUUUGAAUCAA
Molecule: messenger RNA, 1612 nt
Organism: Cornus florida
Lineage: Eukaryota; Viridiplantae; Streptophyta; Magnoliopsida; Cornales; Cornaceae
Product: photosystem II stability/assembly factor HCF136, chloroplastic
Exons: 9
Coding region: 108-1325 (405 amino acids)
Molecular function (GO): protein binding
Source: RefSeq, a predicted model, not a curated record